This is a messenger RNA of Varroa destructor (honeybee mite), 3876 nucleotides long. RefSeq names its product Ring finger protein 146 (gene Rnf146). Gene Ontology annotation, cellular component: cytoplasm; nucleus. Gene Ontology annotation, molecular function: ubiquitin protein ligase activity; zinc ion binding; poly-ADP-D-ribose binding. The record is from RefSeq and is a predicted model, not a curated record. Gene Ontology annotation, biological process: Wnt signaling pathway; ubiquitin-dependent protein catabolic process. NCBI's taxonomy places the organism in Eukaryota, Metazoa, Arthropoda, Arachnida, Mesostigmata, Varroidae.
UUAAAAACGCUGCGUAAAAACUUUGUAGUUAAAAUUGUGGAUUAGUAUAGAGAGAAGAUGAUUUCGGCAGUGAUCAUACUGUACGAUAGACGCAGUACAUUCGUACGAAGACGGCACGAGUAACAUAUAUUAGAAUUAGAUAAUUACGAUCCCGGUGACAUCGUGCCUGCGGGUAAUGGACAUCAGCGUAAUGCUAAACUAGUGAAUACUACAUGCUGACAAUUAACUGAGAAACAGUAAAGACAUGUAUUGCGCGUAAAACGAAACUGAUUUAAUUGCACAGACAGUAAUAACAAAAGAGGGUCUUAUCGCUCUAUGAGAAGUUCGCAACUGGGAUUAAUUCAGUUCUCAUAUCCUUGUGAUUUGUAUCAAAAUUCGCUACGCACCGAACGAUUCUGCAAGAUUAAUUGGGCAAAGACACUCGCCUAAGCCAAACUGAUUGACUUUAAAAAAACGUUUAAAUAGAAGGCCACUACCACAUAGAUUAGUCGCGAUGGAAUUUUUUUCAAACAAAACAGAGAUCACUUUGGUGAUGAAGACUUCGAUCAGGACGGUAAUCUCUGUCCGAAUGCCAUCCCUCAGUCUGUAAGUGCAGAUUAUUCAGUUUAUAGCGCACUUCAUAAUCGGUAACUGAAUUUUUGUACUACAAAACAUCGUAGAAUGGAUAUAUGUAGAGUCGUAUUUAGAAAACCAGUGGUGUUAUUUUUUUAAUUGAAUUUCGAUGCUGAUAACAUCAGCAGUACCACUGCGCAUAAAAUUUGAAAAUGUACAUUUUUCAGUCAGAAUUCGAUUACUGAACUCCAUCAUCUCACUAAUCGAUAAGUUAGUUCUAUGCAUAACAACCUGAUCAUUGGUUAUGCUUAAUUUACGUUAGAUCCAAAUUGAAAUUCUAAAGGAUCAUUCUAUGCGAAACGCCAAAAAACAGCACUUCGUAUACAUAACACCGCUUGUGUGGUAUAUAUUCUUCGUGUGGUAUAUAACGUUGACGGAACUUAGAACAUUUUAGAGUAGCAAAAUGUGACGUUGCAAAACUAGUGUUUCUAAUUGAACGAAGUAAUUCUGCCCGGCUUAACUUCAGCAUCGAUAGCUUAUCAGCUAAACGCUUUGUGAGGUUUCCCGUGUACGACUGUUGUCAACGUGGCAUCGUCUCAAAAAGCUCGUCGCCGAUAUCCGUAUCCGUAGUCACCAUAUAUUUAGGCUUUUGGUCAUUGUUUGUCUUAUUAUUUCUGUAUGAAAUUAACUCCGCUGAUCAAAGAGAUCCAUUAAUCUGUAUUGCUUAAUACGUCCAACUAUUAUUAAACAUUCAGUAGUAAAUAGACCUCAAAUGAACUCUAACGAUGAAAAAAAGAUAUGAUGAAAGUAAAAUCCAAAUUAAUUGCUAGGAAUGGAUUAAUUUGAUUUAAUUUUAUAGGUUGUGAAACGUUCUUUAUAGUUAUCGGUACGUUAAUAUCUGUGGUACUGUAGCGAACACAUGGAGGUUAGAAAUUAUUGUUUGCCAACGGUUGAUAACGAUUCGGAUUGUUGUAAUAUAGUGUUUCAUGCCAAAUCAUUAAUCAAAAGCGAAACAAGCUAUGAUUACUCGUAACAUUUUUCGCUAUCAACUUAUGGAGCACAUUUUGUCAACUACAACCAGCUUAAGUUCGCUGUCUUGGUAAGUAUCCUUUUUGCUAACAAUAACUGUUAUGUAUCUAUUAUGGAAUUGUCCUCGCGCGUGAAGUACCUCGUUUAUUUAAGAAAUAUAAGGGUCAUUGGUUUAAAGCCUAGUUGAUGCAACAAUUUCGUAUUAAACCGGUUCAGUUCAUUUGUUUGGCAUUUUAUCUACAAUUAUUUUGUUCCAUCAGCGUCCCGGUGUUUCAUGUUUUGUCUAGCAGUAAGAAGCCAAGCUGUCUUAAUAUGGCUUGGAUGAUUAUAGACCAGAGCUGCGCAUCUAAUUGUGUGAUAACUGCGGUCGGCAUCGACGGCUGUUUGGCAGCCAUGACGAAAACUGACCUAGCUAUACAAGAGAUGGGCUUUUCGUCGCAUUCAGUGGGCGAAUCCAAUUCAGAAGAUGGCGAACUUGAAGAUUCGUACACAAAGGCCUUCCAUUUGUUUGCUCCCUCGGUUAAACAAGAGAAGGUCGAGCUUGACUUGGGACAAUCACCAAGUGGACAUUUUUCACACGUUUCUCAGCCUGGAACAUCGUACACUCUUGGUCACACAGUCGUAGACGCGUCACGCAUACAUCAGGACCCACAUGCUUGGCAAGUGAAACAGGAAUCAUACGACGCGGCCUUGGAGCAUGAUCAGACUAUGCCACCGCAUGCUAGCGAAUAUGCAUAUGUGAGGGCGGUUUGUUCUAGGCCGGUAAGCUGCUCACACAAUGGUCGUCAUGCAGUAUCCUCUGCUGCGGGAGUUGUCAGUGGCUCUGUUAGCGGAGCCGUUGCAACCUGCAGCGCUACUUUUACAGAACCCCAGUCUUCUGCUGCUCAGAAUAGCCAAGUAUCCAAUUCGUCAAUGGAUAACGACUGCCCCGUUUGUCUGCAGCCAUUCUCACAUCCAAUAAAGUUGCCCUGCUCACACGUUUUCUGUUAUCUCUGCGCUAAGGGGUUCGCAAGUCAACACGGAAGGUGCGCGUUCUGCCGAGCAACAAUUCCACCCGGCUAUAUGGAGUUGCCAGUCCUCGUUCCGGAACAGCACCACUAUCGUCCCAAGUCGAAUGUUGAUUCGAAAUUUGUAUGGUAUUACGAGGGUCGUAAUGGCUGGUGGCAGUUUGAGGAACGCCAUUCGGAUGAGAUUGAAGAAGCGCUUCAUAGAGGUGAAGCCGAACAUGAGUUACAGAUCGCUGGCUUUAUUUAUGUGGUAGACAUGCAGAACAUGGUACAGUUCCGCAAAGAUCACCUGAGUAGAACACGGCGCAUCAAGAGGGACCUUUUAACCGCACCCCGUAAAGGAAUUGCGGGACUUCGAGAAGAUCUGAUCAAUGGGACCAUGCUUUGAAAGUAAAACAUUAAGAACCAAAUUCUGCUUUCUAGAGCGAUUAUAGGGAAUGAACCUUCAAAUGAGUUACCAAAACGUAAAAAGUAGACUAUAUUAACAAAUAUUAAACUGUAGAUAGACUUACAUGCCGUUAUCAAUAAUUCCUUGCCUCAAUCGCCCACCGCUCAACCAUGUGUGAAACAGCUAUUUUUUCAUCUUUGCAACUCUGAAUGGCUAUAAGAACAUGGUACUUCAAUUGAUUGGGUCUAGACAGAUUUUCGAGACUAGAGUUCUUGAUGAAUUUUACAUCAGGCUCUGUCUUCUUAUAUUUUUACAUUUCUUAUCUUAGUUCGACGUGCAUAGUGAUAGUAAUAGUUAUUAUAAUAAAAUCAUUGAUGGUUUCACAGCGCUACUGGGAGUUAUAAAUAAGGAUUUGAACGUGAAAUAUUUACACUAAGAAAACAAAUUCUCCCAGAAAUGCACGUCCAUUCGCCGAUGUUAACAAAAAAAUUUAAAAAAAAAAGUACAAAAGCACAUAAAUAAAGGAGUUAACUGGAUGAUGAAAAUCAUUUAGAGAACAUAUCAGUGAAGUCAUAACUUCAAUUUAAAGACGUGCUUCCGGAAUAUGUACGUGGACCUGGAGUUGAUGUAUGAUUGCGUGCAUAGGAAUAACUGACGUAUAUCAUACGUUCUUUAAGAGCAAGUCAAUGGUUUCAGCAACUACAAAAGAAAAUCUCUGCAACAGUCGAAAACUAUAUGUUAAGCUUCUUGAUCAUCAGCAUAGCUUGCUUUGAUCAAAUUAUGUUAUAAAAGAAGCUCUGUCAAUAUCAAGCGCAUAUAGAAGAGGGAAUACGCUAUUCUAAUUAUAUUUAAUGAGUACAUAUAUAUAUAUAUAUAUAUAUAUAUAUAUAUAUAUAAGCG